This is a messenger RNA of Pelobates fuscus (common spadefoot toad), 4045 nucleotides long. RefSeq names its product ubiquitin specific peptidase 3 (gene USP3). Gene Ontology annotation, biological process: protein deubiquitination. NCBI's taxonomy places the organism in Eukaryota, Metazoa, Chordata, Amphibia, Anura, Pelobatidae. Gene Ontology annotation, cellular component: nucleus; cytoplasm. The coding region runs from base 45 to 1613 and encodes 522 amino acids. Gene Ontology annotation, molecular function: cysteine-type deubiquitinase activity; zinc ion binding. The record is from RefSeq and is a predicted model, not a curated record. The transcript has 15 exons.
AGUAUCGCGUGCGCCCCCCCCCCUUUGUGUCCCUCCGCCCCGCCAUGGAGUGCCCGCAUCUCACGGCCAGUGUGUGCAUCGGCCCGGACUCCGCCGCGCUGCCCAGCGGCUGCCCUUCAUCGUGGUGCUGCAGCGUGUGUCGCUCAAACAAAAGCCCAUGGGUCUGUCUAACUUGUUCCAGUGUGCACUGUGGAAGAUAUGUGAAUGGACAUGCCAAGAAGCAUUACGAGGAUUCCCAAUCUCAGACCGCUAGUCACAAACGGCAGGAAAAGCCAGAACCAGAGAGAACACAACACACUGUAUGUAUGGACUGCAGCAGCUACAGCACAUAUUGUUAUCGAUGUGAUGACUUUGUAGUAAACGAUACGAAGUUGUGUUUGGUCCAGAAGGUCCGAGAGCAUUUGCAGAACUUGGAAAACUCUGCUUUCACAGUGGAAAGGCACAGGAAAAGAAAAUUCUUGGAAAACUCUGCACAUAAUAAGAAACUGCUUAAAGUGAAUGGCAGCACCACAGCUCUGUGUGCUACUGGCCUCCGCAAUCUGGGGAAUACCUGCUUCAUGAAUGCAAUUCUUCAGUCACUCAGCAACAUCGAGCAGUUCUGCUGCUACUUCAAGGAAUUGCCGGCAGUGGAACUUCGGAAUGGUAAAACCGCCGGACGCCGGAUCUAUCACACGCGUAGUCAAGGGGAAGUUAACGUGUCUUUGGUUGAAGAGUUCAGGAAGACAUUAUGUGCAUUGUGGCAAGGCAGCCAGACGGCAUUCAGUCCAGAAUCCUUAUUUUAUGUGGUAUGGAAGAUCAUGCCAAACUUCAGGGGUUAUCAGCAGCAAGACGCCCAUGAGUUCAUGCGCUAUCUCUUGGACCAUCUCCAUUUAGAACUGCAAGGGGAGCUUGAUGGGUCUUCCCAAGCAAUCAAGUCACCGGCAAACACCAGUCAGUCAACAAGCAGCAAGUGUUGUAUAAAUGGUGCAUCAACAGUGGUGACGUCUGUGUUUGGUGGUGUUCUUCAGAAUGAAGUAAACUGCCUAAUAUGUGGAACAGAAUCCAGAAAAUUUGAUCCAUUCCUAGAUCUCUCUUUAGAUAUUCCAAGUCAAUUCCGUAACAAGCGUUGUAAGAACCAAGAUAAUGGACCAAUCUGCACACUCCGAGACUGUCUCCGCAGCUUCACAGACCUGGAAGAGUUGGACGAGACAGAGCUCUAUAUGUGCCUGAAGUGCAAAAAGAAACAAAAAUCCACCAAAAAAUUCUGGAUCCAGAAAUUACCAAAGGUGCUUUGCUUACACUUAAAAAGGUUCCAUUGGACUGCUUACUUAAGGAAUAAGGUGGACACCUAUGUAGAGUUUCCUUUGCGUGGGUUGGACAUGAAGUGCUUCUUGUUGGAGCCAGAAAAUAUUGGUCCAGAGAGCUGCCUGUAUGAUCUUGCAGCUGUUGUGGUUCAUCAUGGCUCCGGUGUUGGGUCUGGACACUACACUGCGUAUGCAACUCAUGAAGGUCGCUGGUUUCACUUCAAUGACAGUACUGUGACUCUGACGGAAGAGGAGACCGUGGCAAAAGCGAAGGCAUAUAUUCUGUUUUACGUGGAACGUCCACUUUUGGUCGUCCCUGAAAAACUCUAAAAGCCUCUCCUCUCACCCACCAUCUUUUAUCUUGCCCUUUGAGAGCGGAUCUCUCAACCCUCUGCUCAUACUUGAUUAAAACACCCCAUCCUUUUUAAUUUUUGCACUUUCACAUUCAUUGUGAGCAUAGUAUGACAUUUGCAAUUCCUCUGGUGCAAGGUCUUAUAUGAAAUGGAUAGAGAGAGAGAAGUCUCGCCUGUCUGGUAACUGUAUUAAUGUUAACAGUAGGCUCAAACUAUUAGAUAAUGCACCAGAGGGGAUGCAUCUAAUUAGUGGCUAAAUAGACUUCUAGUGCCACUUUCAUCUUGUAAGCCCAUUUUUCUUUUUAAGUGUAAGGACACCUUGUGGGUGUUAAUAUUGCCAGUGUUUGAAUGAGCAUCCAUUCAAAAGUUACGUCAUCUGUGAUAGACCUUCAACUUCAAGCUUGGAGCCUAUUAAAUAGGCACAUCUUCGACAAAAUUCAGGAAACGUUUUUGAUUUUUAUGACCUGCCUUAAAUUGAUCACUGGGAAUAAUUUUGAGGAGUUGUAGCCAGGGCAGUAGAGCAUUAUUGCCAUUGGUUCCAUAAACACAUUGGCAUGAUUCCCUAUUAUCCGCAAAAUUUAUUACAGCUCUGAGAGCCAGAGGGGGUGACCAACACAUUGGCCACUCUAGCACUUUUUGGGUAAGAAGUGCCUCUUUGCAUCACCUACACCUAACGCUGUGAAAUCAGAUGAAACAUAUUUUAUAAUGUGAUUGUUCACAAGCACUCCAAUUCUAGUAGGCCAUUGCAUUCUCUUUACUGCACUCGGUCUGCAAAGGUGAGGGUAUCUAGAUCUGUCUGGGUAGGAAAAACAUUCUGUAAUGGAGCAAGUGACAAGGGGUAAUUGGCUCUGGUGCAUUUCAGAAUGUAAGGCAAACCAGUAAAGUAUGGGCUUGAUAAUAGCCAGUGCCCACUUGAUUAGUAGGAUUCAAACCUAUUUAUUUUUAUAAUUUAGUUAUAUUGAUAUGUGCUUCUAUUUUCUAGACAUGCCUCUCACCAUGCCCCCAGGGUAAGAGGUGAGAAAUGGUAGCGUAAGAUGAAUGUCACUGGUGAAAUAUGGAGUAAAUUUAGUGAACUUGUUUCAAAGUCUGUUUGUGGAAGAAUCUCAAACACGGCGAUGGAUGACUUUUUGCACAAAUUAGGAACACAAUGCAUAGUUAAACUUAAUUUAGAAACAAUAUUGCACCCCGUGAGUGGCUCAUAUGGUAGUAUCAAUUUUUAUGUAUAAAAUUCAGCUCAACAAGCUAGGCUUGGCAGAUUUGCCUGUCCACGAGCGACCUGGACAUUCCUGAAACCUUGAGCCAUAUAAGGGAAGUUGUGUAAGAACAAACCCAUAAUCUGGAAUGGAUCCACUCAUGAUGCUGAGUCAGGCACGGGGAUGAAAUGCCACAACAGCUGAAUGAAAUUUUUUUCGUAUUUGGUCUCACUGAAGUCCGUAUUUUGAGAUAAGCAUAAGUUUUUCUAGCUUAGCAAUUCUCAAAUUGUUCAAUAUCUGAUCCUGCCACAGGUAACCCCUUUCACUGCCCGCAUAUUGAAGUGCUGCAUGUUUUGAUGGUACCAGGAUUUGUUUUGAAUUGCACCAUGAGAACCUCAACACAUACACAGUAUGGAUUUGCUGCUUAACAUAUAGAAAACAUUGUCAUGCCUUUCUGUGUGUGUCAUUUUAAGUUACUGGCUUUUAUUUUAUGGUGUCCUGGCAAUCUGUUUGUAUGUGUUUUCUUCUCUUUUAAACUCCUCUCCCCCCCCCCCCCCCCCCUUUUAUAUAAAUGGCAGGAUAUGUAGGGCAGUCCGUGUCUUAUAAAGGGGAUGUUUGAACAUUGGUGGAGCUUGCAAACAUGACUGCCCAUACACAAGCAUAGCCAGGGCAUUUCAUCACUACACCAGAAAUUCAGAAUAUAUCAGAGGAAAGUUCUUGAAAGCAAUUACUUCCCCCUCCCUUGGCUACUUUGACCAAACAAACGGCAGUUUACUUACUUGUUACACGUCACGUAUAUGUAUGUAUUCUAGCAGACACUGUCUACUUCUUUCUAAAACGAAAAACCAAACACGAUCUUGGCAAACUCUAACCUCAAGGCCACAGUGCACAUCCACAAAAUGGUCCCAGGCCAAAUUGUCUUUGUUACUGGCUCAAGAAAAGCUUUGUUCUGUGUGUAUUGAUUUAAUUAGCACCAUAAGAAAAUGAUUACUUUAAAAAAAUAAAACGUGUAGCUCAUAAUACAUGCAUACCAUGCUGUACCAGCUGCAGUAUAUGGAAGACACAGCUGCCUUACUCCCAACGUCAGACCCGUUACACAGUAUUCCUAUCUAUAUGAGCAUCCGUCUCACAGGACUGGAGUAUCUUCUUCCGUUAUGUGAUAUUUGUAUAGUUUGUAGGGAAAAAAUAAAGUUCAAUUGAUUCUGUGCAUCAUGAA